AUGGCCGAUCGCCGAACCCUCAAUGGCCGCGAUGGAGGCAUGGAAGCUAGGAGCUCCGCGGCAAUAGGCUCCUGCGACAGCUUGGCCACCGAAGGAGUCUGGUCGGAGGAUAUCUCGGGCGUAGUCUCAGGAACCGCGGAUGGAUUCGAGUCGCCGACCUCGACCCUUUCGGCAGAUCCCACCGCCGAGGCAGCAGAGCGCGAAGACUCUGUUCGGUACCUUUUACGCCUUAGCAAUGGCUCGCCGGAGGAAUCCAAACUCUCCGAGCGGACGAUGGGCACUUGCUCGAAUGAAGGCCUCUGCUUCAAGUGCUAUUGCGCCCGCUUCAAGGCGGAGCACGCCGGCUCGGCUUCCUCCUCCUCCGCCUCCCCCUCUAUGGCGGUCGUUGAUGAUUUUUCGGAAUCCGCGGCGGCGACCGUGGUAGCGUGGCGGCGGAAGCCGAAGCGGUGUCAUAUGUGCCGGAAGAAGGUGGGCCUUCUGGGGUUCCGGUGCCGGUGCGGGGAAACCUACUGCGGUCAGCACCGCCACCCGGAACUCCACACCUGCACCAUCGACUACAAUCUGACCGGAAGGAAGCGGAUCAAAUGUGAAAACCCAUUGCCCGACCCCCAGAAUCUGUCCACGAUUUAG
Molecule: messenger RNA, 630 nt
Organism: Zingiber officinale
Lineage: Eukaryota; Viridiplantae; Streptophyta; Magnoliopsida; Zingiberales; Zingiberaceae
Product: zinc finger A20 and AN1 domain-containing stress-associated protein 5-like
Exons: 2
Coding region: 1-630 (209 amino acids)
Molecular function (GO): zinc ion binding
Source: RefSeq, a predicted model, not a curated record